Rattus norvegicus (Norway rat) is the source of this 2186-nucleotide messenger RNA. RefSeq names its product G protein-coupled receptor 101 (gene Gpr101). Gene Ontology annotation, molecular function: G protein-coupled receptor activity. Gene Ontology annotation, cellular component: plasma membrane; membrane; signaling receptor complex. Lineage: Eukaryota; Metazoa; Chordata; Mammalia; Rodentia; Muridae. Bases 228 to 1754 code for a protein of 508 amino acids. The transcript is spliced from 2 exons. Gene Ontology annotation, biological process: signal transduction; G protein-coupled receptor signaling pathway. The record is from RefSeq and is marked provisional.
AUAGGCUCAGUGCCCCGCUCCCGCCGCGCCCGCUGCUCCUUCCACUCGGUGCGAGCUCGCAGCCGCCUGUGCCCCGAAAGGUGGCCAGACAGCGCGGCGAGCCCCGAGGGAUCGGUCCCCAGCUCCUGCUGCGCAAAGCCUCCUGCAGCAACAGAUAGUGUGCAGCAUCGCUGCCUACUAGGGCAGACAUUGAGCUGGAUCUUCUCUCCUGCCUGUGUGACAUCACCAUGCCAUCCAGCUGCACCAACAGUACUCAAGAGAACAACAGCAGCCGAGUGUGCCUGCCCCUCUCCAAGAUGCCUAUUAGCAUCGCUCACGGCAUCAUCCGCUCCGUUGUGCUGCUCAUCAUCCUUGGUGUAGCCUUUGUGGGUAACGUAGUGCUGGGUUAUGUAUUGCACCGUAAGCCACACUUGCUGCAGGUGACCAACCGGUUCAUAUUUAACCUGCUUGUCACUGACCUGCUGCAGGUUGCUCUCGUGGCCCCCUGGGUGGUGUCCACUGCCAUUCCUUUCUUCUGGCCUCUCAACAUCCACUUCUGCACUGCCCUGGUUAGCCUCACCCACUUAUUUGCCUUUGCCAGUGUCAAUACCAUUGUGGUGGUGUCGAUAGAUCGUUACCUGUCCAUCAUCCACCCUCUUUCCUACCCAUCCAAGAUGACCAACCGACGUAGUUACAUUCUCCUCUAUGGCACCUGGAUUGCAGCCUUCCUGCAGAGCACACCUCCACUCUAUGGCUGGGGCCACGCCACUUUUGACGACCGUAAUGCCUUCUGUUCCAUGAUCUGGGGUGACAGUCCUGCCUAUACCGUUGUCAGUGUGGUAUCCUUCCUCGUUAUUCCACUGGGUGUUAUGAUUGCCUGCUAUUCAGUGGUGUUUGGUGCAGCCAGAAGGCAGCAAGCUCUCCUGUAUAAGGCCAAGAGCCACCGCUUCCAGGUCAGAGUCAAGGACUCUGUGGUGCAUGAGAAUGAACAGGGAGCAAAGAGGGAUGAAUGCCAGGACGAGAAUGAGUUUGAGGACCAAGAUGAAGGUGGUCAGGAAAGCACCAGCAUGUUGGAUGAGGGUGCCAUGGUAGCUGAGAACAGCAGCAUGAAGACCGGAGCAGGAAGCCUGGAUUUCUGUGCAAGUAUCCUGGCGGCUAUGGGCAGUGAAGAGGUCAGUAAUGGGAGCAUGGAGGGGCUGGAACUGAGCACUGAAAUCCAGGCUAGCAGCGCAAAGGCAAACACGGACCGCAGAGAUGUCAAUCAGUGCAACAUUUACGUGGGCGAAGAUGACGUAGAGUUUGGCAUGGAUGAAAUCCAUUUCAACGAGGAUGAUGUCGAGGCAAUGCGUAUUCCAGAGAGCCGUCCACCCAGUCGUCGAAACAGCACCAGCAACCCACCUUUGCCUCCAUGCUAUGAGUGCAAAGCUGCUAGAGUGAUCUUCAUCAUCAUUUUCUCCUAUGUGCUGUCUCUGGGGCCCUACUGCUUCCUGGCAGUGCUGGCUGUGUGGGUGGAUAUCGAUUCCCAGGUACCCCAGUGGGUGAUCACCAUAAUAAUCUGGCUUUUUUUCCUGCAGUGCUGCGUCCACCCAUAUGUCUAUGGCUAUAUGCACAAGAGCAUUAAGAAGGAAAUCAAGGAGGUACUGAAGAAGUUAACCUGUAAGAAAAGCACCUCUGUAGACGAUAGCCAUCCUGAGCUUCGCGAAACUGAAGCUGGCACAGAGGGAGGUACUGAAGGCAAGGCUAUCCCCUCUCAUGAUUCGGCUACUUCACCUUAAAGUUAGCACUAAGGCAAACUUUAAUUGUACACAAAAACAGAAACCAAGAGCAGCUUUCUAUUCAGCGCACCGCCCACAAUCUCAUUAGUGCCAGUGCUUACCAUUUCAGGCAAAGGUGUUGCACACGCAUCGUUUCCCACCACAUGGCAGAUAAAUAGAAGGAAGAAGUAGGGACUUGGAUCUUUCCUGAAAAGCAUGGACUUAGGAUCCCCACCAAAUAUAUAGACAGAUAUACACAUAUUAGGCUCUAGAUUUCCCAAAGCAAGGGCUAUCUGCUUUGGAACUGUUCGUGGUAUUUUGCCUGUCUCCCCAGAGCUAUCACAUGUCCGCUUUAGCUCUGAGAAAAGGAAGUGCAAUGCUUAUGGACAUAAGGACUGCUUGGCCUUCAGGUCAGGAACUCAUGGGUCGGGGCUACAUUAUUGUGUUCAGCUG